Messenger RNA from Spodoptera frugiperda (fall armyworm), 5127 nucleotides. RefSeq lists its product as uncharacterized. The coding region runs from base 3030 to 5096 and encodes 688 amino acids. The record is from RefSeq and is a predicted model, not a curated record. NCBI's taxonomy places the organism in Eukaryota, Metazoa, Arthropoda, Insecta, Lepidoptera, Noctuidae. The transcript is spliced from 2 exons.
GGAUGUUCUUUAACGACGACAGGUUUUGAAUAAAUCGGUUCCACAAACAUUCGAUAUCGUUUGGGACCGCAUCAUCCCAAUCGAUUUUACAAAGCCAUAACUUCUGAAGCAAUAUUUUUGCUAUAAUAAUUCUGUACCUCAGAGGUAUACAACAUUAACUGGUAAAUCAAAAAAAUUACAGGACAGGCAAAAAUGCGCGGAACGAAACUUUGAAUGCAAUUUUGACAUAGUAGCUUUAAAGCUAUUGCAACAAACUCAACAUUAUUUUUUAUUAUUAUUUGAUGGAAUUAUAUUGUAUUACAUAACAUUAUACUAAAGUGAUUUUUUAUCUGAUUUUGUGGACUUGAGGUUUUAAACCUCGAAACAUAUACUAACUAAGGUGUUUUAAGAGAGCAUUAAAAUAUACUUUUGUUUACCUCUAAAUAAACCUUGGGGAUGUUAUUGGAAUUCGGCAUUCAGAAACAUUAUGUCUUUUGUCAGUAUGUAGCGUAAUGGAAUUAUAAAAGAAUUUCUGAGGGGUUUACUAGCAAAAUGAAACAAAAGUUUCUUCACAAAACUAAAAUCAAAAUACAAUUUAUUUUAAAUAACCAAAACAGCUACUCGUACGCUUCAGGUAAAUCCGGGACAUCUGCACAUGGAAGAUUCCUGUAAGUAAUAGUCAUGGAACAUGGCUGGUAUCCACUGCAACGAUUUUUGAGUCUCGAAAUAGGCUUUUGUGUUUCUCGAAUACCUAGGUUUCGGCGUGGGUACAGAAAAUCCUCUCCGUUUAUUUCGUAUGAAACUAACUUCUUCGAAUGUUUCCUUGAAAACGAACCUUCGGGCUUUUCCAGGAAAAGCUGUACUUAUCUCUGUAAUCCUAAAACAAAAGUUUCUACAUUAGCUACGUACAAUACGUACAUAUACCUAAGGUAAGGUAACCAAAUAAGGCCUACCUUAUUUUUAUUACCGCCUAGCUCGUAGGUUUAAAAUGACAAUGGGCUGAUAAUUUCAAAAUUUUAUAUUUAUUUAUUAAACUUUGUAAUAAUGGAAUCAAAAUGGCUUUAGAAACAAAAAUUACAAUUUUGUAAACACAAAUAACUAAAGUGUCACUUUGGCCUUAUUAGGAACCCUAUGUCUUAAUAAGGCCUCAAUAAAAACUAGUAAGUAUUCAACUUCUUAAUUAUAAUAAAACUUUGUCAAUGCUUGUAGUAAAUGUAAUGAGAUCUUAUUAAUUAAUUUUGGUCAUUAUACAUCAGGCUAAACGUAAUACCCAAGUAACAUCUUUGAAGUCAUCGGUACCCCAGCAUCAGUCAAACGAAUGAGAAUAACUUCUUGUUCUGUAGCCAAUUUAGCGACCGACCUAGCUUUCGUGUAGUCGAACCACUCUUUAGAUGGUGCGUACUUCUUUGGAAUUUUGUUUGGGAAUUGUCUUUAUUGUCUUUUUUUAUCUUCCAGGACUAGAAAAUUUUCUGCUGCAAAUACCCAUUCCCCGUAGUUCUCGCGCCCUUUUAACUUAGGCACGUUUACAAGGUAAUUCGAUGUCAUUCUUGCAAACUACCACUUAUUCGUAGAAUAACACAAUAUUCACUGUUUUGGAAUACUUUAACUGUACUGGACUUUACUGAUUAUCGGAUAAAAAAUUAAUUAAUGCUGGGCCCAUAACCUAUAAUGAAACGCAGUUUUGACGCAGAGCAAGUGAAGUUUAUUAAAAAAGUAAUGUUGAGAACGAUUACACAGAUUAUAACAAUCUUACUUUAGUUCCUAGAAAAAUCACUAGAGAGCGGUAAAUGUUCAAUGGGUUGCAAUUUUGAAACACAAAACAACAGUAUUUAACGAUCAUUUUAAAAUCAGUCUCACAGAUUAAUUCGUUAUAAUUAAAUCCGAUACUUAAAUUAUACAAGUAACAAUUCCACGCUAAGAUCAAUGGUGAUUUCACCCUCUACGUAUUGUUCAAUAACAUGGUUUAUUUUUUCUUCGGUUUGGCAAGUAUCUUCUUUCCUUUUAAUUAUAAAAUUGUUAAAUAGUGAGUACUUGGCUUACAUUUGAUUUUUUUUAUUUAUAAUUGAAUGCCAAUUUUCCACCAUGUUCGUUGUUCUAUGUUAUCUGUUAUAACAACACCAUUUAUUUGCAAGGUAUGCAUUUUCUUUUAGCCAGGUGUCUACAAAAUAAUCAUUAAAUUGGGUUAAUUUUUUAUCUUUCUGACAACGAGACAUAACAUAUAUCCAGCCAUCAUCGGUUGCUUGUGGUGGUAAAUAUAAUUUUAUAAUUAAUAUAACAAUUUAAAUAUAAUUAUUAUAUUAUCUAAAUUCAUAACAUUUGAUUGAUGACUACCUUCCCAAGCAGCACACAAGCGUUGGUAUCAUCCAUAAAACAGCCUAUUUAAAACUUAUAAUUCUUUAAGAGACUUACAAGAGUGUCAAAAAAUUAUUUUCUCUUUACAAGAGGGGAUUAUCAGUUAUUAUACAGCUCAAUCUUUAUAAAGACUGUAUUAUGGAAUCGGUUUAAGCUUAGGGUGUCUUAAUAGAAUACCAAAAUUCUAUAAUAACACUUGAAGUAUUGUGUGACACUUCAAGUAGUGUUUUAUCUUUAAAGCUGUAUAAAGGCUGUAUUUUGUAUGAGAUAACUUCCCCAUUACAGCUCUAAGUGUUAUCAUUGUCUCACCCGAUACAUUUUUCUGUACAAUGGUACACUUCAACACCGUUACCGAACUUCGUUUUAAUGGCGUAAUUGUAGACCAUUGUAACUACAUUAGUUUUAUAAUUUCUGUCAGAGAAGGUACUAUAAUACUAAAAAUGUAAAUACCAGCUACAAUACAGCUUUAGUCUUUUUUAGUGACUCGAAUCUUGAACUUCUUUUUAAUGGCUUAAUUGUAGACUAUUAUAAAUACACUAGUUUUAUAAUUUCUGUUUGUGAGAAUAUAAUAACACUAAAAAAAUAAAUACUAGCCACAGGUACAGCUUUAGUCUUUUUAACUGACAGCUGUCAGCACAGUUCUUUAGCAGAUUCAUUUAGUGAAAGCUAGCAGUGAAACUAAAUUAAAAUCAAUAAGUAUGUGGAAAAAAAGGAAAAGAUCUGGUGCAAUGAAAAGGAAAAUUGAAAGGGAAUAUUUAAAUAUUUGUAAUUUCCAACCAAGCAACAGCGACAGCGGUGAAUCAUUACUUAUUGACGAAGGAAAAGAUGUAUUCACGAGUCAGACAACCUUCAGUCAAGUGUCAGUUCCAUCAACGUCCAACGAGGGUUCCGUAACAAAAACUAUAAAUAUUUUUACAGAUAAUCACGAAAGUUGUGUGGAAAGCGUGAAUUCAGUUCAAGUUUCGGAAAUUUCAAAUGAUGUUUCUUCAUGCAGCAUCAGCAGCACAAGUAAUUCGAAUGAUGAGGACGACGAAUUUAGUAAAAAUCUUUUAUUUCGUCAGCAAAUAAAAGAAUGGGCUAUAGAAAAAAAUAUAUCUCAAGCAGCUCUGAAUGAACUCAGUAAAAUUGUAAAUAACAGAUUUCCGGGAUUAUUACCAAACGACGCUAGAACAAUUUUAGGCACCGUCAGACAAAUAAAUAUCAAAACAGUGGGAACAGGCGAAUACUGGCAUAACGGUCUUACUGUGCCUCUGAAAAAUUUGCUGGAACAUUGGACAAAUUUCCCAACUGAAGUUACUUUAAAUUUCAAUUUCGAUGGCCUUCCCAUAUUCAAAAGCUCCAAUAAAGAGUUUUGGCCGAUUUUGUGCAGUGUAUUUGAAAGACCUGAUGUUGAGCCUAUUGUGAUUGGUAUCUAUUUCGGUAUUGGAAAACCAAAUCCAAUUGAACAAUAUUUAGAGGAUUUCGUAAACGAGAUGGAAUAUCUAAUAAAAAAUGGACUAUAUAUUGGACAAGCAAAAAAUAAAGUGUCUAUUAGAUUAAGAUGUUUUAUAUGUGACUCUCCAGCGCGAGCGUACAUUAAAGGUGUAUGCAACUUUAACGCCAAGCACGGCUGUUUAAAAUGCGUUACUGUUGGAGAAUAUUCGCAUACAUCUCACACAGUGACCUUUCCUGAUUCUAAUUGCCGCCCUAGAACUGAUCAAGAGUUUCGUGCAAAAAAGUAUGGACCUCACCACAAAAAAGACUCUCCUCUGCUGCGACUAUCUGUAGAUAUGAUAGAAGACUUUCCAGUGGCAGAUUCUCUACACCUUGUGGACUUAGGAAUAACAAAGCGACUAUUAGUGGGUUGGCGCAACGGUAACUUUGGGAAGUACGUAACCAAAUGGAGUGCCAAAGAUGCCGAAACUGUUUCCAAUUUUCUAACGAAACGCAAAUUGCCAUCUGAAAUUCAUAGGUCGGUGAGAGGACUAGACUGCAUUUCUCAUUGGAAAGCAUCGGAAUAUAGAUCUUUCUUGCUUUAUUUGAGUAUCAUAAUACUUCCAGAUGUAUUACCAAAUGACGCACUAACUCAUUUUCUGGCAUUUUUUUGCGGAAUUACAAUAUGUUCGAGUGAGAACUACAGUAAUUUUCUUCCGUUGGCAAAAGAGCUUCUUCAGUGUGUUUUUGUGGACCAUUUUAAAGACUUUUACGGCGAGGAUUAUAUGACUAGCAACGUUCACAACGUAGUACACAUCACGGAUGAGGUGCAACGAUUUGGCCCACUUCCUACAUUUAGCGCGUACCCUUUUGAGAACAAGCUUUUUUCAAUUAAAAGGAUGCUGAGACAGGGUAACAAUCCUCUUGCUCAGGUGGCGAAAAGAUGUAGUGAAGUUUCAAAAAUAACAAAGAACAGAGAAAAUCAACAACUUGAAAAUCGUGAACCUUUUGUAACCACGAAUAGCAGGAACCUAACUGUACUGCAUCUCAAAGAAUAUAUAAUUUCAACAAAAUCUAAAGAUAAAUAUUUUUUAUGUAAUAGUAACGACGUUUUGGAGGUAAAAAAAAUAAGUGUUGUUAGCAGUGAAAUAAAAAUAUAUUGUUAUAAAAUUUGGGAUUUGGUAGAAGUUUUCGAAAAACCAGUGAAAUCAUCGUACUUGAAUAUAUUCAAAGCUAAAUUACCUGCUAGGCGGACAGACACUAUUGUUGGUCCCCAAGACAUAAAAAUGAAAUUGGUGUGUACUGAACACAAUAAUCACUUAUACUUCGUACCUCUUUUGCAUACAGUAUAAAAAUAAAAAAUAAAAUUUGUAAUCAACAUAA